AUGAUAUUCGGCAUUACGCAGGGCAACCAAUUCGUCUUUGGUACUUAUUGUGGAGUGUCCAUCUACGAAGAGAGUAUCGGCGUCUUUUACGGUCUGAACACAUUCGUCUUUGAGUGCCAACAGGAGUUGGUGGACACGGCUCUGCGAAUGAAGAGCAAUUUCGAGCGACUGCGGCUCGUAUAUAUUACAUUACGGAUCGAGGACAUGAAGUACGGCGAGUACAAGGAUUACGUCAGACAGUCGCUGCGCCAGCUCAUGCAUCUUCCUCAGCUUCGACUUGACAAGCUAAUGAUCUCCUACGAAUAUUUUGAGGAUGUACCGGCGAUGGAUUGCUACAAAUGUGAUAAGACUGGCGUGCAUGACAGAUACUACGAAGAAGUCGAAGAUUUACUAAAGCCCAUUUUGUCCAUGGCAAAGCGGGCGAAGAGUGUCGAGGUUGGCUACACGGAGACUUGUACCUCUCUGAAGCGCUUUAUCCUGAGCAGAGUCGCUCAUCGACCGACAGUCAAGAUGCUCGCGACGAGUUCAAAUUUUUCUGAAGGAUGGUUGCAGCCUGAAUCGGAGAGAACUUUGCGUUGUCGGAUAGGGAAGAAGGAGACUCAGAAGGACUUUCCCGGCGUCUCCAGGCAUAUGGAUUUCAACAGCGGCGAUAUUCGUUUGAAUGCAUUUCAAUGGGUAAGGAACAAUUUUGCUCGCACUCGCCACCAGACGACGUUCAAGAUGAAAUUACGUAGUCCGAAAAUGUCAGAGCUCCAAAGAUACAGUAGCUCUUUGACCACAUCCACAUCAAGCUCACCCAUCUGGAGGGAGGAGCAUCUGAAUGGAGACAGGCAACCGCAUAUCGCGACUUCCAUUGAUCAUUCCACAGUCCUGGCCAUCUUCAUCGUCAACCAAACAUUACCCAGCAACGGUCUAUCAAGCACCCAUUUAUCAAGAAUACAUGAAAUAACCCGCGCCAUGAGUCGAACUAUAACAUUGGACAUGCGACUCAAGACCGAGCUAGCGCAAUCCGAAUUGCGGGCAGAGAUCACAGAUCUCGUUGAGCCAUAUCGAAUGGCGUCAGACAGGCCACCCUUCUCUGCUUGUGAGCUCAUGAUCAUGGCCUGUGCCUCGCAGGACUUCUCUGGACAAUCGAUACCUUCCCUUUCUCCUUUGAACCGAAAUCCAUUUGAGGACACACACCUGGCGUUUAGCAGUUACGACCUGCCCAUUGAAUGGUCUGACGAUGGGGAUGUGUUCAAAGUCUGUCCGAAAGCAGCGAGAGUUGCCCUGCGGCAUUACUUGGAGCCUACCAGAGCAGGAAUGUUCCUUUUCAUUAAGCUCCCUCCGGAGCUCCGAAACAGAAUCUACCAGCUCUCUCUGGUCUUUGACACGGAGCUGGAUAUUGCAAGCAGCCGUCCGCUAGCGGUUAUGAGGCAGCUUGGAGAUACCCGAGAGCCCAUAUUAUUUCACGUGGCACUGCAACGGAGCACCGCGUCAAAUGACUGGGGCCGUCCGUGUUACGUGCUGCCAGAAGUAUCGACGACAGCGUUGCUACGAGUCUCCAGACAGGUUCGACGAGAAGCAUCGAAAAUAUUCUAUGGACUCAACACUUUUAAAUUCGAAAAUGCCAUGGUCAUUUCCAACUUCUUCGACUCUAUUCCGCUACAGGUCGUAAAUAUACGCAGACUUUCGGUCGUCAUUGACCUUAGAGUCACGAAAGAUGAUCCUCUGAGACUCGCAACAGCGCUCGAGAAGCUCAGCAAGUCACGUCUGGACCUGCUUACGCUCUGCGAGCAAGUAUGUCCGAUAUACACGCGGGCGGACUUCACGACAACUGCCAUCGACGCAAUGCUGGCUUGUGCUCGUCACGCCAAGCAGGUCAAGUACACUCGUAACUACACUUCGAGGGAGUGCACUUCGCUUGAGCGCUUCGUGCUCAGCAGACUUCGGCCGGAAGGGAAGGUCAAGCUGCUUUGCUACGGCCAUCAUUCGGGAUCUUCGACGCGAUGCACAAAUCCGCCAUGUAGUUGGAGUAGUGCUCAGCGGGUCAUCGACAGUGGUCCAGUCUCAAACAUCGCACGCAGAGCGCGCAUAUUUCUGCUCAAGGAGGCAUUCCUUUACAGAAUUAUCGAGAUCUCGGCACCUUUCCUCCUUGCCGCAGAUUCUCCACGACCAGACCACAUGUCACUCGAGGGCAAAACACUUGCACUAUUAUUUUCUUCAGAGCGACUUGAAAUUGACUUCAAGAUGGAAGUUGCGCGUUGUAGCAUCAAGACUCAGAGAUGCACCAGGAUCUUGACAUCGUUUUCUCGGUCCUUCAGCAAAGCGCCAAAUUCUUCAUCGACACCUUUCGAUAGCGGUAUUCUCGCGUAUGCUACCUUCAAAAGCGUCAGCGGCAUCAAAGUCCAGUACAUACCAUCAGCAAUAGCCUUAAUAACUUCAUCAAACUCCUCCCUUGAAUCCACAUUACUUCCAGCAUACGCCAAAUGCCUCCGAUUGGUGAUAUUCGGAUUGGAUCACAACUUCGAUCGAGGUGUCCAUACUAGCAUGCACCCUAGCACACUCGAACACAGCAUGCGGACCAACACCUUCCAACCACAUCAUUUUGAACAUAUCGAACCCCAAGAGCCGACACCUCCGAAACACAAAUCUGCCCAACACCUUUUGCUCUUUCCCUUCGUCCAAAUUUCCUUUCUUGACAGCAUGCCAACCAAUAGCAGGAGACAUCAACCAAAAUCCACAGAUUCAGGUAAGAUAUGUUUGUUACAUCUCUGGCAUAUCAAACACAAAUAUCUUCAGGGAAACGAAAAUCUCCUCCAUAACCACUAUUACCCGGUUCGGACACAUUCCCUCGUUGACACCAAUAGCAAGCAAGUUCCAUCGUCCAAUUUCAGUCUCAUGGCGGAGCGGGCCAGGCACGCUGCCCAGAGCAUAAUAAUCAAGAUGGCAGAGAAGACUGAGGAUCUACAGUAUGAGGAGCAGGCGGUGUUGCAGAUGUACGAUAACGGUCCAGGGGUUGGCUGA
This is a messenger RNA of Pseudocercospora fijiensis CIRAD86, 3006 nucleotides long. RefSeq lists its product as uncharacterized. The transcript is spliced from 19 exons. The coding region runs from base 1 to 3006 and encodes 1001 amino acids. The record is from RefSeq and is a predicted model, not a curated record. Lineage: Eukaryota; Fungi; Ascomycota; Dothideomycetes; Mycosphaerellales; Mycosphaerellaceae.